Molecule: messenger RNA, 417 nt
Organism: Pelobates cultripes (western spadefoot toad)
Lineage: Eukaryota; Metazoa; Chordata; Amphibia; Anura; Pelobatidae
Source: the annotation of a GenBank genome assembly
AUGUGGUCCCCCAAGCGGAAACAAAACAGCGUCACGAGGCGGGACCUGAGAAGCCCCUCACGGGCUAACCGUUGCCAAAGCAGACUACACACCUCACCCCACCCCUUCCUGGGACCAAGGCCAACGGGCGACCGACCCCUAAGCAUCGGCCACGCAGGCAGAAAACCAAGACGUACAGAACCUCCUGCAUCAUCUCGGAUGGGAAAAGGGCCCGAGUUCAUGGCAUCAUGGUGCCGGCUUCGACGCAAGCCUGGGGCAGGAGGGAUGCCUGGCAACAUCUCAGCAGUGCCACUCACCUUCGUGAACUGUAUAUUAGAGGACGCAGAGUGGAAGGUUGUGGAGCAGAAAAGUUCAGAUCAGAAUUCAGAUCAGAGUUGGACUUUUGCUUAUGGCCCGCAUGCAGCGUUGGAUGACACA